Molecule: messenger RNA, 2613 nt
Organism: Galleria mellonella (greater wax moth)
Lineage: Eukaryota; Metazoa; Arthropoda; Insecta; Lepidoptera; Pyralidae
Product: zinc finger protein basonuclin-2
Exons: 1
Coding region: 115-2229 (704 amino acids)
Biological process (GO): regulation of DNA-templated transcription
Cellular component (GO): nucleus
Source: RefSeq, a predicted model, not a curated record
UUUGUCGCGCGCCGCCCGCGCGCGGUCACCUGUGUCGCACGUCGUCAGUCGCAAAGCGGCCGCGUCGCGCGCCACCCGCUUCGUACUACGCGCGUAUAUUAUGACAGUGACGUGAUGGAAGGCAAAGAGUUCGGUGCGGUUCCCGGCUUACCGGCCGGCUUGGACUAUUUUAUGAUGCCGCGUAUGAGCCAGCCUGCGCCGCACUUUGACUUCAGAAAAUUAGGCGCCAGCUUCAGCGGUCGCGACGACGACAGAAGUGAGGAGCGACGGUCGCCCGAUUAUCCGGCCGAACGACGUGACCCGCCGCCUGCACCGUGGCCUCUCGGACUCGGUGUGCAAUUCGUCAACCCCGCUACGGGAAAGAAGAGAGUGCAAUGUAAUGUUUGUCUUAAAACUUUCUGCGAUAAAGGAGCACUAAAAAUACAUUUUUCGGCGGUACAUCUACGCGAGAUGCACAAGUGUACGGUAGAGGGGUGCACAAUGAUGUUCAGUUCGCGACGUUCAAGAAACAGACACAGUGCUAAUCCAAACCCGAAGCUGCAUUCGCCGCACGUGAGGCGUAAGAUAUCAGCGCAUGAUGGCAGAUCUGCACAGCCGUUUCCGCUUCUGCCAGCGUUGGCGCGACUACCUCUGCCACCACCUACCUUGUUACCUCCUGAACUAGCAGCACGUCUACCACCACCGUUAUCAGCAGCCAAUGGACCCACCCCGCUUCCUCCACGAGUGCCUCUCGACGAUCUUCGCAACUUCAGUGAAAUUGAAAAAAUGUACAGAAAAAUUCCUCCACCCGAGGAGCCGUCACGAGGUGCGUUAGAUCUCGUUAAGCCUCAUCUUGCCAUUGAGGAGGAAUCUAACAACUAUAGUGAAAUUAAUGACGACAUUUCCGAUGAUGAAGAAAAAGACAAAAGCGAGGUUAGGUCGCAGUCACCUGUUAUGGAAAGAUUAAAUUAUAAUGAUGAACCUGAAGAUUUAAGUGUAAAUAAAAAUAAAGUUGUCGAUACUAAACCUGCAGAUACCCAACCUGAAGCCGAAAGUCGCAUUGAUCCCACCGUUACUGAGGAAAAGUUGUCAUCGCUUGUGCCCAAUAAACGUAAGAGAAAGAGCGGGAACCCCACCAGGUGUUCCCAAACUAAUGAGUACAGUGUGUCUGAUGAGGAAUAUCAAGGGGAUUUAUUUAGAAACCUUUCAACACCUGGUUCUAGUCGCGCAGAUGACGAGCCUUUAUCACUUAAAAAACAAAAACCAGAGAAAUGGGAGACAUUUCAGAAUAGCGAAGAAGCUACUGUGGACUCGGAAUCAUUGACGCGAGUGAAGGCUGAAAGCGAAUCAGAUGAUGAAUCGAGUGCACCUAGCGUUGUUCGUGAAGGAUUAAGGUUGCGUUCAGACUUGUACACUCCGAGUGACAGUGGGAGUGACUUGCAUGCGAUGGAAGAGCGCUUAGCUAGAGUUCGUUCACCCUCCGCGAGCAGUGAUAGGACCGAUGAUAGAACCGAUAUUAAUGAUCUCGAAAUUCCUAUAGACGAUGAGAAUCCAGACCGGUGUACUGCUUGUGGGAAGGUAUUUCAAAACCACUUCACAUUACGAAUGCAUUAUAGAAACGACCACCUAAAGUUACUUCAUCCAUGCGACGUAAAUGGUUGUGACGCUGCCUUCCCUUCUCGACGUAGUCGAGACAGGCAUAGUUCGAAUGUUGAUUUGCAUAGAAGAUUAUUGUCAACCGGUACACUUGAUGGAAGGGAACAAAGAGCCCCGUUAGAGGUGAAUACAGAACUUCUAAAUAAAUUGUAUGCAGAUAUAAAAGGGCUAGCAUCUACGCUUGAAAGUUUAAGAUACGGAGGCAGUGAAGAUGCAUCUCAAUUGCCCAAUUAUGUAACAGAAACGAUGAAAUUCUACAGCAGAAACUUAAGUGCACUACAAGCUGGUUUGUUCCCACAAUUUGGCGAGCGGGGGUUUUUUCCAGCUCCUUUUCUGAUGGGUAAUGGCGCUCCACAGGCAGGCGGGGGACCUUAUGGUGCUCCGGCGGGGGCUCAGUCAGCUCGGGAGUCCCUGUCGCCUCUCUCAGCAUCAUCGCCCCCCGUGAUUUCACCUGGCAGAUUGGACGCUGCUCACGCUCGCCCCCGUGAAGACGCUAAGCUGCUUUUUCGGGAGACUUCUGAAUCAUUUAAGAAAAUGACCUCCCUAUGCGAGCGCCAAGAACAGCUGUACCAGCACCACGUUCCGGUGUCAUGACGCAGCCGCGACGAGCCCCGCCCGUCUUGGUGAUACCUCACUUCCUAGCCAACGGCGCACGACAGACUGUAUAUUUAAUUGUUAAUAAUUUUAAUUGUGUUAAUUCUAUAUCGUAUUUCGUUUUGUAUUUUCUUGUGAUAUUUAGACAAAUAUAUCUUAAUUAUUGAUCCCACGAACUUUAAGUUAAUAGGGAUAGAUGAUACCGCUGUGGUGUUGAGAUGUUUGUGACGCGAAGUGCAAUACGGACUUGGAUAUUAUAAAUAUUAAUGGACUAUCUACGAUAUGAUAUCGUGUAGAGUAUUCGUAAUCGAUGUUGAAAGUAAACGUUAAUAAUGAUCAGCUUCAUUUAUUGUUCUGGCGCAAUAAACUCAUUGAGGAAAAAUG